UUUAUCACAAUAUGCUAAUAUUUUGAGAAGGACCUGUAUGUGGCAACAAAGGAAAGGAAAACUCCUUUUUUAACAGGAAGAAACCUUCAGCAGAACCUGCCUCAGUGUUAGCAACCAUCUGCCACAUCCGACUGGGGGUUUAAGCAUGCACACCAAAAGCACAGAACUACCGUUCCAAGAAUACUUUCUAUGUUAAAGAAAAAGUAAAGCGUGAAUGGCAGCAGUAGCUCCUUUAGUGGCUUCAUCUAGGUGAGAAACAAGGCAAAACAGAGAGAGUAUGAGCUAUGAGCCAGCAGCAAGUAUAUCAUCGAUAGAGAGAGAACAUGAGGUUACUGGCAGAAAUAGUUCAGACGAUGGCCACCUCCAGGGAGGUGUCCCAUGUAAAACAGAUGAAAAAUCAUGCUAUGAAAGCUACGGGGGUGGACGAGGAGAACAGAAGUUCGAGAAGUGUAAAAGGACUGUUGCUGAUUUUGCUCGUGAACAAUUCAAGACAUUUGUGACACAAAUAGAGCUCCACAAAUAGAACUCCCACUUGUUAUGAGGCAGAUUUUAAAAGAGGCUUCAGAGUUGCAAAAUAAAUGUAGUUUUUUGUGAUAUUGACUCAAAAUCUCUGCAAUUAACUCAUGAUGUGAAAUUCUGAAUCCAAUGGCCUCUUGUCUUUAUAAUUUAAUUGUUUUUUUCACUUUCUUCCUCCCCUCUUCCUUUCUCUGUUUACAUUUGUAUCACUCUCACACCCUGGGGGCUUUUCUUCAGCUGCAGUUUUAGUGCAAUUGAUUAUGGCAGCCUCCUCUUCAAUACCACUUAUUCCCUGUCUGCAGCCCCAACACACAUGAACACUCAUCCCUUCAUCACACCAUGAUCCAUGUACUUUACUUUUUAGGGCCGAUUUCUGUAAGCCCCUGCAGCAGCGAAAAAAAGGCACACAGGGUUCAAAUCCUAAAAGACGAGGGUGGGAAAAGUGAGAAUAUCCGAGCGAAAACACAGCUUAUAACAUCUUUCACAUCUCCUCUCCCAUCCACUCCGCCUCUCUUACUCUCUCUCUCUCUCUCUCUUUCCCUCGCACACACGAACACAGACCCCCCUCUUGCACAGAAGUAGACAGAGAGCAGUGAAGAGCAGAAGGAGCUGGGUGGCAGGCGGGAGGCAGGAGGGCUGUUGUUGAUUGAACAAAGCCAGGGAAGGAGUGUGCAGUCCUGGUGAGAAGAGCAGCUGUGAAAUGUCUUGAACGGAACCUGCCAGUUACUCCUGCAGAGACCUGAAGACGCUGCUUGCUGCUGGUUGAGCUAUGAUUGGCUAUCUGGAAGGAAGACACAGGGAGCUUCAGCUGAGGAUGGCAGGAGAUUCUCGAGUCCUCAUGGACCACAACAUGGAGAUAGGGGCUACACCUGCACAGGUGAAGAAACUCCCAAAACAUCUGCGGGAACCUCAGAUCUCAACCGAGCGAACCCACUUGAUUUCCGAACCUUUAAAGAAGCCACGUCAGCGGUAUGUGCAGAAGGAUGGCAAGUGCAACGUUCACCACGGAAAUGUGCAAGAGACCUAUCGUUACCUCAGUGACUUAUUUACUACUCUGGUGGAUCUACGGUGGCGCUUCAGUCUAUUAAUUUUCACCUUGGUUUAUGUAGUCAACUGGCUUUUCUUUGGGUUUCUCUGGUGGCUGAUUGCACUCAUCCGUGGAGAUCUAGUGCAUGGUGAUGAGGAGGGCUGGACGCCUUGUGUAGAGAACCUCAACAGUUUUGUCUCAGCUUUUCUCUUCUCUAUUGAGACAGAAACCACCAUUGGGUAUGGCUAUCGUGUAAUUACAGAAAGAUGCCCUGAAGGCAUUGUACUGCUUUUGGUACAAGCCAUCUUGGGAUCUAUUGUUAAUGCGAUAAUGGUGGGGUGCAUGUUUGUCAAGAUUUCACAGCCAAAGAACCGUGCCGAGACUCUAAUGUUCUCGAAUAAUGCUGUCAUAUCGGUGCGGGACAACAAGAUGUGCCUGAUGUUUCGAGUGGGGGACUUGAGGAACUCUCACAUUGUGGAGGCGUCAAUUAGAGCGAAGCUCAUCCGCUCGCAGCAGACCAAAGAGGGGGAGUUCAUCCCCCUCAACCAGACUGACAUAAACAUUGGCUUUGACACAGGGGAUGACCGGCUGUUCCUGGUGUCACCACUCAUCAUCUCCCAUGAGAUCAACGAAAAGAGCCCCUUCUGGGAAAUGUCCAUGGCGCAAAUGGAGAAAGAGGAGUUCGAGAUUGUUGUUAUCCUUGAGGGCAUGGUUGAAGCCACAGGUAUGACAUGUCAGGCUCGGAGUUCCUACCUCGACACUGAGGUGCUGUGGGGCUACCGCUUCACACCUGUUUUAUCUCUGGAGAAGGGCUUCUACGAAGUAGACUACAACAACUUCCAUGAUGUCUACGAGACCAACACUCCCACCUGCAGCGCCAAGGAGCAAAUAACAAAGCUUCGUGACGAGCCACUUUUGCCUCAGCUCCCGCUUCUAAGCCCCAAACCCAAAACACAAACUUUUGACCCCCUAGACUGCCUGUCAGAAUUGAAUCCACUAAGUCAGGAUGAAAAGAUGGAGGAAAGCGAUUCAGGUGACAGGGGAGAGAACAAUGGCUCAGCUGCUGCUCUUGAGGAGCCUCCCCUCACUGAUGGACUGCCUGAUUAAAGGGCUGCAUCAGCCCAAAACCCCAGCACACCUGGACCAGACAAUGCUUCUUUUAAUCAAUGGCCAUUUAUUUACACUGCAGUUAUGGGAGUCAAAUGACUUCUGUCUCCAGACUCCAACUCAUGCAAUAUUUCUCCAUAAGAGCAUCAAUCUAUAGUAUAGAUUGGUUUUGUAGGCAAGUAUGUUAAUCAUACACAGGCACACAUGUACAAUAACUAUAUCUACUCUUAGAGUUUUGGGGCAUUUUAUAAUCACACUGAUCACCUAACUGCUAUAACACAUCAGUUCAGGUUUUGUUAGUUUAAAGUAAGCUGAAGCUGGUAGCUCUGAAAGCACACCAUGAGUUUAUAAUGAAUAAACCAAUAUUCUCAUUUUAAGGUGUUGUAACUCAGCCUUUUUUAAGCUUCUGCUCACUCUCAUUGAGAAAUCUGUCAAAACAGUCACCUAAAUAAGCUCAAAUGUCUGACAGCAGCUUGCAUGUGGUAAUACAAUCUUGCUUGUAUCUGUUUUGUUUUAAAAUGGGGGAAAACUUUUUUCCUGUUUCUGUCAAUGUUAGAAGGCAUCUCUGUCACAUAAGAGUGAAGAUAUAGCGUUUCUAGUUUGCAAAAGAAGAGCUUGGAAGUUCCUCAAAUGUUACACCAACUGGGAAACAAUGCGGUACUGUUUGUUUGUUCAACUCUUGUCUCAUUGCGUGUAAUGUCUUCAAGACGCUAAGAGAGUUAACCCAAAAAAAUCUUCAUAGUACCUUAUUUUGGUAUGGACUUUUAGAGUUUUAAAUUAAUUGUAAUAACAAGCAAAAGCUGACAAAUGCUAUAUAUGCUACUGCAUUGACUCUUUUGUCAAAUACUUGGCUGGGUAAAAAUGUUAUUGUAAUUGCCAUUUUACCCACUGAAUCCCUAAAUCCAAGCCUCCUUUUUUAGGACAAAAAAGCACAAUUUCCUGUAAGGGGAUUUCAGACUGACCCAACCAACCACCGAGCUGCUGCUACUGUUGCUGGCUGAUGCAUGUUAGUCCUACUUAGAAGUGGCAUAAAUAAUGUUUCAGAAAGGGAAAUAUUUAUGCCCAAUUUCAGUUUGAAAUUUUCCUGAGUUUUAUACACAAUAAACUAUAUUAAUAUUUAAAAUGUUUCACAUGCAAAUGAAAAUAAACUAUGAUUUCUACUAGGCUUAUAUGGCUUAUCUUUAUAAAUCAAAUCUUUAUAUUUGCAAAAACUGCAAAAAGGGCCCAAAUAAUAUGGUACUGAUCAAACAUCUAAUGAGAUGACUUUAAGGACAACUUAUUGUUUGCCUUUUUAUUAAUAAUUUCCUUUGAAGAUUACUUUUAGCUUUUGCCUUGUGACUUGAUUUUUAAACAUAUUGGUUCAAUGCGCACUUUGGUUCUGUUCAACAAAUCACUCCCGGGUUUUUACUUAUUAUGUCACAUCAUGGUGGACUCCUGAUUCCGAGGAUAACAUGUCAGCUAUUGCUCUGGUCAGACGUUUGCAUACACUCUUAAUGUGUAUGAAUGUAAUUUAAAUUAUGGGCUUUAGAUUGUUCAUUUGAACUACUUUUUUUUCCAGGGUGUAUUGAUUAUACAACAUAUGAGCUAUACAAAAUUACCUGUAUGUUAUAAUGAUGCUUAAAAACAAGGUUUGUUUUCAUUUCUAAUGAGUUUUCCCUAAGAUAAACAGUGACGCACUGUUGCUUUGCAAAAGUAAGGUGCUGGGUUUGAAUUUCGACCUUUCUGUGUGGAGUUUGCAUGUUCUUGCUGUACAUGAAGGGGUUCCAUCCUGAUACUCUUGCUGCCUCACACACUCCAAAAAUAUUCAUGUUUGGUUAUUUGCUAAAUAUGACACGUAUAUUUUCUGUUAUCCACAUUGUAUAGGCAGGCUAUAAUUUAUACAUACUAAUAUUUUGGUAAAUGUCCCUUAGCAGUUUGAACCUCUACAAUCAACAAGGUUUUAUUCAAGGCAUUAUUCUGGCAGGAUAUUUGUGGGUUUGGGCUUGCGGAAGGCCUUUCCAAAGGCUUAAGGUUAACUGUGGAUGCUUUCAAAGCCAUCUGAUACAUAUCUGAUUUACCUGCUUAUUAAGGCACAAUUCAGAUUUUUGAGGAGGCUGAAUGUGAUGAAAAAGUCAGAUAUAUGGGCAAUAUGGGCAAAACAAUCAGAUUUGUGCAGCAUUUGCCAAAAAUUAGCCUAAGAAGGUGCCACCUAAGAAGGAGGCUCCUGUCCUUGAAGCUUGGUUUGAACUUAAAGUUAACCACAUGGACAAGCCAAAUGCCUCAGACAAGACCAGGAUUAAAUUGCAUGGCUGCAAUGACAACCCAAGACAGCUUUACCUACACUCAGAACCUAAAAGGUUUAAACACAACUGGUUAGGGUUGGACACAACUGUGUGUGUCAGUGAUGCUAAACACACACAAAAAUGUUUUAGAAAUGGACAAAGCAGACUAUUAUUAAGUUUCCAGACUUGCUACCCCAAGAAUUAACCCUAUUAAAAAUGUUUGGACUGUCUUUAAAAGCCUGCUCUCCUUCAGAAACAAACACAUUUAAAUGAUUCCUGCUAAUUUUGCCAAGAAUGGCGGUCAAAUAUCCACCUGAAUUAUCCCAAAUUUUGGUGGAGGUGAAAGUUGCUAAGGAAAAUGUCUCCAAAUGUGAGUGAGUAUGGAUGUAUACUUGACUUUAAAUACAUGUGGGCCUGUAUAAUACAGUUGGACCCUAUGUGGAUGGGAGCCCUUGUGCACCCAAGCCUUAUUUUUAGAGAUCAUCGACAUUGUAUAAUCAUUCAGUGCUGGGAAGGGAACGAUUUGAAGAAGUCAUUGAAAUAAAUAUGACAUUCAUGUCAAUGACAAGUGCAUGUCAAUUUUUCACCAUAAUCGCAUGCCAGUUAUGACCUACAACUGUUUUCUUAUUCCUUAUCAUUAGAAGACACAAGAUUUGCAGGAAAAAAUCAAGCAUCACUCCUCUGUUAAAUAAUUUAUUACAAUAAAUACAGGGUACUUUCUAGGCAUGCAAAUUCUGUGAUUUCUACAUCAUAAUGUAUUGAUAUCUAUCAUAUUUUGAAAGAAAAUGAGAUUUCUGAUGCAUACAAUUCUUUCUCUCAAAUCAGUGUUAUUUUUACAGAAAUAUAUGUCCAUUGAAUAUCUUUCUUUUCACUGUGAUUUUUUUAAGCACCUUAUUAUAUGUAAGUUAAUUGGCAAUGGUGAGCAAUACAAUUGUUGAUAUCAAGGGAUCAUCUUCAUUUCCUUCAUGUCAUAUAUUUUCUGUGUGUUCUCAUGGGAAUAAACGAUGAUAUGGCCAAAGGA
Messenger RNA from Girardinichthys multiradiatus, 5932 nucleotides. It is a transcript of the gene kcnj5, whose product is annotated as potassium inwardly rectifying channel subfamily J member 5. Gene Ontology annotation, biological process: potassium ion import across plasma membrane; regulation of monoatomic ion transmembrane transport. The record is from RefSeq and is a predicted model, not a curated record. NCBI's taxonomy places the organism in Eukaryota, Metazoa, Chordata, Actinopteri, Cyprinodontiformes, Goodeidae. Bases 1286 to 2650 code for a protein of 454 amino acids. The transcript is spliced from 5 exons. Gene Ontology annotation, molecular function: inward rectifier potassium channel activity. Gene Ontology annotation, cellular component: plasma membrane.